AUGAGCGGAACCCGCCAACGCCUCGAGCGCUUCUACGCCAAGUAUAACCCGGACAAGGUCUCGGAGAUCGAUGCCGCUCUGGAGCGCUACAAGGGUCGCGAGGCUAGCCUAUUUGAGGCCCUUGUGCGCAAGUACGGCCCCGAGCCUGCGGCCAACGAAGAGAUCACGUUCGUUGAUGCCAUGACGCUGCGCCUCCAGGCAUUCUACGAAAAGUACAACCCGGAGAAGAUCGGCGAAGUUCCAACCGUCCUGGCCAAGUAUGCGGGCAAAGAGCGCCAGCUCUUUGAGGCCCUUGUGCGCAAGUACGGCCCCGAGCCAGGCGACGAACAAGAGGAGGACGACGACGAUGACGAUGAUGACGAUGACGACGACGAAGAGGACGUCAUUACACCUGAAGAGAACCCGCUGUCCAAGGCGAUUGUCUACUGCCCCAUCGACAACCUCCCGCCGGACUACUGCGAAUAUGGCCCGAUGUUCAACGAGUGCAAGCCGUGGCUCGUCGAGCACUGCCCAAACCUCUUCAUCCAGAAGUACAGCCGCACGAUCUCUGAGCUCGUUGAAGUUGAAGCUCAAAUCGCUGCUGGCGUUGAAGGGAUCACGCUGGAGGCCGAAGGCAGCAAGAGCGUCAAGAAGAAGAAGCAAAAGGCAGCUGAAGAAGGCAAGCGGGGCGGCAAGGUUUUUGUUGAGCGCUUCCAGCGUCAGAAGAAGAAGUUUGUGACCGUCAUCGCUGGCCUCGACGAAUACGACCUCAACCUCAAGGACAUCUCAAAGCGCAUGGGCAAGAAGUUUGCUUGCUCGGCGACCGUCGUCAAGCUUGACAGCGGCAAGAGUCAGGUCCAGCUGCAGGGUGACGUGCAGCACGACCUCCCGAUCUGGCUUGUGGAGGAAUUCAGCAUCCCGGAAGAAGCCAUCUUCUUCCUGGAGAAGGGCAAGAUCGACCCUGCGUUUUAA
Messenger RNA from Saprolegnia parasitica CBS 223.65, 951 nucleotides. RefSeq lists its product as hypothetical. The transcript has 2 exons. Gene Ontology annotation, biological process: formation of translation preinitiation complex; translation reinitiation. Lineage: Eukaryota; Oomycota; Saprolegniomycetes; Saprolegniales; Saprolegniaceae. Gene Ontology annotation, molecular function: mRNA binding; translation initiation factor activity. The record is from RefSeq and is a predicted model, not a curated record. The coding region runs from base 1 to 951 and encodes 316 amino acids.